CUCAUCAGCCUGCUUUUCUGUCUGUAGUCUAUCCUUGUACUGUACAUCGCCAUGUCGGGUCGCGGCAAGGGCGGGAAGGGCCUGGGCAAAGGCGGCGCUAAGCGCCACCGCAAGGUGCUGCGCGACAACAUCCAGGGCAUCACCAAGCCCGCCAUCCGCCGCCUGGCCCGGCGCGGAGGCGUGAAGCGCAUCUCUGGCCUCAUCUACGAGGAGACCCGCGGGGUGCUGAAGGUGUUCCUGGAGAACGUGAUCCGCGACGCCGUCACCUACACGGAGCACGCCAAGCGCAAGACGGUCACCGCCAUGGACGUGGUGUACGCGCUCAAGCGCCAGGGCCGCACGCUCUACGGCUUCGGCGGCUAAAGCUAUGGUCCGCGCUUCUUUAUUUAAAAGGCCCUUUUCAGGGCCGCCACACACUCAGAAAAGGAGCUGAACUAGUGUUGGAGGCUUCGCCCGGGAGGUGGAGGUUUGUGCCUCGUCGUUUCCGGUUAAUAUCGGGUUCUCUGUUUCCUGGGACUGCAGGGCGGGUUUUGUGUUGGCACGGGGCCUUCCCCGCGGCUCGAGGCUUCUAAAUUGAAAGUUUGGAUUCAGAAUGCCUAUAAACUACUAUGCAGCCCCCAAUUCCUGAAAUACCAUUUGCAGCCGUCUAUGCUAACGGCUUGUGGCUUGUUUAGCAGCGUGGAGCUGACUGCGUGUCUGGUGUGCAGUACUGGCACAGAAAAGUUCUAUGCAACCUCUUCCAUAUCCCAACUAGGUCAUACUAAGUUCUUUAGAUUACCAAGGAGCUGGUAGUGGUAGUCCUAGAGUGCAAAAUUUAGAGCAGUUUGAACUCGCUGAACCAGUUGAAUUUUCAGUUCUUAAAUCUUGCAGGAUUAUGAGGGUCUUAUCCGAAAAAGAUUUUUAUUCUGCGCAUUAAUGUCUUUCCCUACCUCAUUUUUCAUGUUCGAGCCCAUUUUCACCGACCAUUCCCUUAGAAAAGUUUAGUUGGUUUCGGAUUGAAUCUUAACAUCUUUAAGUCACCCCUGUUUGAAUGUCAGGUAAUAGUCAUUUACGGCUUUUUGUUUGAGACAGUCUCACUAUGUAGCUGUUGAAACUACAUAGGCUAAUAAUUAUUACUAAAGGCCUAUAAUUAUUUUCGUGGUUAUUAUUAAGCCACUACCAUAACAAGACAGACACCUGUUGUAUUUAAAUAACCCUUAAUUCGCCUGAGGCUGGGCAGAUAUCAACCCCAAUCACCUUGUUUUCUCUCAGCCCCACAUCCCAUGCCCUUUUCUUUAAUCAUUUCCACUUGGGCUACUUCUAUCCAAUCAAUAAAUACUCGCACAGGCUCUAGGAGUCUGGGACGAUUUUCUCCACACCGUUUAGAAGGUUCACUCACUCUUCCCAGGAGUGGCUAUUUUCCUAUCCCACAGCAGCUCUCUUUCCCCCACCUGUCACUCCAUCUCUCGUGAUCCUUCUGUCCUCCACACUCUGCCUCUCACUUCUGCGAUGCCCAGGUGUGUAGGCCAUUUAUUCAGCCAAUCGGGGAUAAUUUAUUAUACCGCAUUACUUGGGGUACGUGAUAAUCUGCUCAUAAAACAGUGAGAAUCUUGGGGGACAAGCAAUUAACAAAUUCAAAGCACCAGACCAUGCUGUUACAUGUCGCCCUGGCUGUCCUACAGCUCUAUGUAGACCCGGUUGGUCUGGAACCCACAGAUCCACCAGCAACCCUUCCAAGGGAUGGAGGGGUGUGCUACCAUGCCUGGCAUGUGUGGCUUUUUAAACAAGGAUGCAAGGCAUGGGACUGAGGAAGUGAAUGCUUAAUUGUGUUUUUAGUUUUCACCUUAAGAGUUGGAUUUAAUCAUCAGAUUAAUAUUAAUCAUGUUUGCAACAAUUUAGGUACAUAAUCUGAAUCUCUUGGAGAACUCUAAAUUUAAGAACUCAAAGCAGAUCACACUGGGUUUACACCUUUAGAUCCCAGCACUCAGGAAGCAGAGGCAGGGAGACCCCUGUAACUCCAAGGCCACUACAGGUUUGAGACUUUCAAACAAUAGAAAACAAAACAAUCAAAAUACAGAUCAAGAAACUUAAUGGACUGUAAAAGUAUACUAUGGACUCUAGAUCUCAAACACUUGAAAAAAAUGCAAGGUCUAUUUAAAUGGUUUACAUACUCAAACCAUUUUUCGUACAGUGGCUCAUAUGGAACAUAUUAAAAUGUCUCUCUUUUUUUCAACCUUGUUAAAAAUGUGUCUGCUAACUAAAUGAAAACUGUAUGUCAGUACUGUGUCCCUCCUGAGCAGUAAAUUUAGAGUAACAAAGUGGAUUUAUAGGAAUAAAUCAGAAAAUCCUGGAAGAAUGAAUGAAUUUAAAUCUCCUUUCUAUUCAUAUCUCAUGUUGAGGUAGGACAAAGAAACAAGAUUACAGGAACACAGGAAUGGCUAAAAGCUCACUCUGGAGGGAAACCCUUCAUCAGAUGAGAAUUUACACCAACUGCCUGAAGUUCUCCCGUUCUCUCUCUCUCUCUCUCUCUCUCUCUCUCUCUCUCUCUCUCUCUCUCGACUGCUUCUGCCUUCCUGAGUCCUGGAACCACAGGCCUGCGCCACUGAAAUUUGCCGUUUUCUAGGAACUCUCACCAGAACCUUCAUUUACAGUUUGAGGGGGGGAAGGGUGAAGGGGAGGACCCUAAACCAACCCUGGGUGCACCUGUGGGUUCCCCUACUUUCAUUCUGUCAGACUGCGGUCCCAGCCAAGACACCUCCAAACCUACCCUAUAGUCUUAUCAUUUAAGAGAAAAGGGACAGAGGUAGAAGGGGGAGAAAGGCCCUUCCAGGCCCCUCCAGACCCUGUAGAGCAAUAAAAUUCCAAACAGCUUCAAAGACCCGAUAGACAGUCACCAUGGGGCACUGGAAAUGAGACUUUCUCCAGGACAGGGACUGAAACAGUGACGAGGCUGUCCAAAUGUUACCUGAAGAAACUGCAGUGGAGCUACCAUUAUCCUAAGGUAAGGCACAAACUCCUUAUUACUAAAUAAAUUUAUUUAUUUAUUUUUUUUUUUUUUUGAGGCAGGGUCUCUCUGUCUAGGCCUGGAUGUCCUGGAACUCUGUAGACCUAGAACUCAGAGAGCCACCUGCCUCUCUGCCUUCUGCACAUAUCAUCACCACCACCACCACCACCACCACCACCACGCCAGCUUGCAAAAAUGAUUUAAAAACGGGUAUUGGUGUAGAAAAUUCAACUUUUUAAUAGUUUGUUUAUAAAGAUCCAACUAAAAUAUUAUUUUAUCCAAAGUUAAUUGAAAUAUACAUAUAUGUAUGUAUUUAUGUAUAUAUAUAUGGAUGAAGAAGAAGGAAAUGACAGACAUAUAUGGUAAAGAGAGAGAAGGGAAUCUUGUCCUGGAACCUUGUCCUGCCUUUGAUAGUGUUGUGUGAAUUAUUUAAGCUUUGUGCAUCAGUUUUGCUGUUCAUGAAAGAACACUGAUCUUAACUCUGAUUCAUUUCAACUGUUAAUUCUGUUCUCUCCACAGAAACGAAAUGAGAUCCACAUGAAAGGAGAGGAACAAGGCAACAAUGAAAGUUAAGGCCUUACUUCCAACCCACGUUUUCUAUUAAAAUAUAAUGUAGUUUCAGAAUUUCAGAGAAGAACAAAAUAAAUUUUGUAAAAUUAAGAUUGAUUUUCAAAAACUGGCUUUACCAACCCAGUGUUAAUAACAGCAGAAUCCCACUAAGAGUUCAGGAGCUGAAAAGCUUGAUCCAAGACUAACAAUGAAAUCAACCUGAAGGUGGAAUUCUUCAUCCUUCUAAGAGUCCUGGGUAUCAGAUGCUGGGUGGGUGGAGCAGGUUUACAAUCCAGGACCUCAAAUUGCUGAAGCAGAAGUCCGGGGUUUGCUGCAGAACGAAUCCCAAGUCAGCCAGGGCUACACAGCAAAAACCUGUCUCAAAAGACAAACGUAAUAGUGGAAACCUAAACACUUACUGAAAAAAAAUAAAAAUAAAAAAAUACAAGCACCAUUUCCUAAGUUCUUCAUUCUUUUCCAAGAUUGAAAUAGGCAGUGUCU
This is a messenger RNA of Meriones unguiculatus (Mongolian gerbil), 4033 nucleotides long. Its product is annotated as histone H4. Bases 52 to 363 code for a protein of 103 amino acids. Gene Ontology annotation, cellular component: nucleosome. Lineage: Eukaryota; Metazoa; Chordata; Mammalia; Rodentia; Muridae. Gene Ontology annotation, molecular function: DNA binding; structural constituent of chromatin; protein heterodimerization activity. Gene Ontology annotation, biological process: nucleosome assembly. The record is from RefSeq and is a predicted model, not a curated record. The transcript has a single exon.